This is a messenger RNA of Sclerotinia borealis F-4128, 2163 nucleotides long. The record is from the annotation of a GenBank genome assembly. NCBI's taxonomy places the organism in Eukaryota, Fungi, Ascomycota, Leotiomycetes, Helotiales, Sclerotiniaceae.
AUGUAUGAAACCCGUGCACGGCAUGUUGGCCAAGAUCACGAGAGGAUAGUUCUAGAAGAAACGAAGACCAGAGAGAUGAUGGAAGUCGAGCUUUUCGCCGCCGAGGAGGACGUUUCAGGUGCUGGAACAUUUCAGUUGCAUGCUCAAAGACAAGAAGUCAUGUUGAUAGCCGUGCUUCAACGUUCAGAGGCGAUUCGAACUUCCGAAGAAUGCACUUGCUUAUCUUCUAUGGCUUUGCCGCUUGCAAUCAUACCGGCAUUCAAACGUUUGACAUUCCAAUAUUUACUUCUGAUUGAGACUAUGAGUGACUUCAGAGAGGAGAAAUUGCAGAGCCAUCGCAAACUCGAUGCCAAUGAUGUUCCUGUACCGACAGAGGAAUCCGAUAUCGUAAAGGACAAUGCUACUUUUGCCAGCCUGGGACUGGACGCACGUUUGCUCCAAGGCAUCGCAAAGCAAAACUUUCGAUCACCAACACCCGUACAGAGCAAGACAAUCCCACUCACAUUAGAAGGACGCGACCUUUUAGCUAGAGCUAAGACUGGUUCUGGAAAGACUGCUGCUUACCUACUACCAAUUCUUCACUCGAUAUUGAAGCGGAAAGAGCUUUCUGCAACUCAAUGCACAUCCGCCCUCAUUCUUGUACCCACCCGAGAACUUGCAGAUCAAGUCUUCAAAACAGUUGAAUCCUUCACCGCAUUCUGUGCGAAAGAUGUUCGAGCAGUCAACCUGACCCAGCGAGUUUCCGAUGCUGUCCAACGAUCACUUCUCGCAGACUCUCCAGAUAUUGUAAUUGCAACACCAGCGAGGGCUUCCCUGAAUGCCAAUACAUCUGCGCUUUCACUCGCAAACCUUACACACAUGGUGAUUGAUGAAGCUGAUUUGGUUUUGUCUUAUGGUUACGAUGAGGAUUUGCAAAAUGUUGCAAAAAUCAUGCCUAAGGGCGUGCAGACUAUUCUAAUGAGCGCUACAUUGACGCCUGAGGUGGAAACUUUGAAAGGACUUUUCUGCAGGAAUCCCGAGGUAUUGAAAUUGGAGGAGGCUGAGGCUGAGGGAGAAGGUGUUAGUCAAUUUGUUGUGAAAUGCGCCGAAGACGAGAAGUUCCUCCUGGUAUAUGUCAUAUUCAAAUUGAAGCUUAUAAAAGGAAAAUGCAUCAUAUUUGUGGGAGACAUCGACAGAUGUUAUCGAUUAAAGUUAUUUUUGGAGCAAUUCGGAACAAGGAGCUGCAUCCUUAACUCGCAAUUGCCUGUCAACUCACGUAUCCACGUCGUCGAAGAAUUCAACAAAAACGUUUACGAUAUCAUCAUUGCUUCGGAUGAGCAUGAAGUUUUAGGAGAUGAGGAUGAAGAAAAACCCGAGGAAGUGGAAGAGGUGGAGGUGGAGGUGGACGAAGCUGGCGAAGGAGAUAAAGAAGACGCUAAGGAUGCAAAGAAGGAAACCAAGCAACCCUCGAAGAAGAAGCAGAAGGCCGGGAAAAGAGACAAAGAAUACGGAGUAUCGCGAGGAAUUGAUUUCAAGAAUGUUGCCUGCGUCCUUAAUUUUGAUCUGCCAACAUCAUCCAAAUCAUAUACUCACAGAAUUGGUCGAACUGCUCGAGCAGGCCAGACGGGUAUGGCACUAUCGUUUGUCAUACCAUCCGAUUUGUAUCGAAAGCACAAACCAACCAGCAUCGGAUCCGCGAAAGAUGACGAGAAGGUGAUGGCAAAGAUUGUCAAGCACCAAGCAAAGAACGGCAAAGAAGUUAAACCAUAUAAUUUUGAUAUGAAGCAAGUGGAUGCUUUCCGGUACAGAAUGGGCGAUGCGCUACGAGCUGUGACAGGUAUUGCAGUUCAGGAGGCCAAGACUCGGGAGAUCAGACAGGAAUUAAUGAAGAGCGAGAAGCUCAAACGCCAUUUCGAAGAGAACCCAAGCGAUCUUUAUCAUCUUCGUCACGAUGGCGAAUUACGACCUGCUCGAGUACAAGCACAUCUGAAGCACGUGCCUGAUUAUCUUCUCCCAAAAGAAGGCAAGAAAGGGAUUACUGGUGGAGAUAUUGGAUUUGUAGGAAUGCACAAGACGACAGAAAACCGGAUUAGGAAGGCUAGGAUGGGAAACAAGGCGAAGGGACGAGGGAAAGGUCGGAAAUCAGAUCCUUUGAAAACUUUCAAAGUGAAGUCGAAGAAAUAA